Chlorella variabilis is the source of this 483-nucleotide messenger RNA. RefSeq lists its product as hypothetical. The coding region runs from base 1 to 483 and encodes 160 amino acids. The record is from RefSeq and is a predicted model, not a curated record. The transcript is spliced from 3 exons. NCBI's taxonomy places the organism in Eukaryota, Viridiplantae, Chlorophyta, Trebouxiophyceae, Chlorellales, Chlorellaceae.
AUGACUGUGUUUGCAAGCGUGAAGAAAUGGCUGGGGCUGGGCGGCGAGGAGGAGCCGGUCCCUGCUUCCCGUGAGGCGCACGACGGACGCAGCAGCGGUCAGAAGCAGCAGCGAGCGGGGAGGGCGGCAGCAGCAGCGCAGUCGCGGCAGCCGCCGCUCACGCCGCCCGUGCUCACAGAGGUGGCAGAGGGGCAGGGCGGCAUCCAGGGCCUGGAUUGGUUCCAGCAAUCAAUGCUUCGGGACAGCCACGGCGACUGUGCACAGACCUUUUUGGAGGAGCCAUUGAGCAGGCAGCAGCGAGAGCGGGAACAAAAGCAGCGGCAGGGGCAGCAGGGCCAACCCAGCGGCAGCAGCGAGAGGCCCGCGGUCAGGCAGCAAAAGGCGGCAGUGCUGCAGAAUUGCAGCUGUCGGGCAAAGGUGGCGGGGCCCAGCGACAUGCUGGUGGACAGAGGGAAUGUGUAUGUCGUGCCACAUGGCAAUUGA